AUGAGGCUUUUCCGCCGCCGCUCCGGCCCCUUGAAGGCGGCGCUGGCGGGGGCCGCCUUCCUCCUCCUCCUCCUCCUCCUGCCGAGGGACGCGGCCCGCAGGGAGCGGGGCGAGGAGGAGCCGUGGCUGCGGAACAUCGUGCCGGGCAAGGCCCAGGUGCUGGACCUGAUGCUCGGCGCCGUCCACAACCUGCGGGACUCGAUGCCCAAACUGCAGAUCCGGGCCCCGCAGCCCCCCCGGGAGCCGCUGCCCGGCGGGGGCCGCCCCUGCCCGCCCGGGGUCUACACGGCGGCCGAGCUGCGGCCCCUCCUCGAGAGACCCCCCCAGGACCCCGCCAGCCCCGGCGCCGACGGCAAAGCCUUCAAGAAGGAGCGCUGGAGCCCCGAGGAGAGCAGGGAGAAGGAGCGGGGCUACGAGAAGCACUGCUUCAACGCCUUCGCCAGCGACCGCAUCUCCCUGCAGAGAGCGCUGGGGCCCGACAGCCGCCCCCCGGAGUAA
Molecule: messenger RNA, 498 nt
Organism: Lepidothrix coronata (blue-crowned manakin)
Lineage: Eukaryota; Metazoa; Chordata; Aves; Passeriformes; Pipridae
Product: polypeptide N-acetylgalactosaminyltransferase 6-like
Exons: 1
Coding region: 1-498 (165 amino acids)
Source: RefSeq, a predicted model, not a curated record